Messenger RNA from Astyanax mexicanus (Mexican tetra), 1298 nucleotides. It is a transcript of the gene arpc4l, whose product is annotated as actin related protein 2/3 complex, subunit 4, like. The coding region runs from base 87 to 593 and encodes 168 amino acids. Gene Ontology annotation, cellular component: Arp2/3 protein complex; actin cytoskeleton. The transcript is spliced from 6 exons. Gene Ontology annotation, biological process: actin filament polymerization; Arp2/3 complex-mediated actin nucleation. Gene Ontology annotation, molecular function: actin filament binding. The record is from RefSeq and is a predicted model, not a curated record. NCBI's taxonomy places the organism in Eukaryota, Metazoa, Chordata, Actinopteri, Characiformes, Acestrorhamphidae.
GCCUGUAUUAGGUGUUUUAUGAAAAGGCGCACGAAGGCAGCAGGCGUGGCGCAGACACUUCCGCCUUCCUCCAAAGCCCACAGAAAAUGACGGCGACUUUGCGGCCAUACCUGAACGCUGUGCGCGCCACCCUGCAGGCAGCCCUAUGCUUGGAGAACUUCUCCUCUCAGGUGGUGGAACGGCACAACAAGCCAGAGGUGGAAGUCAGGAGCAGCAAAGAGUUGCUGCUGCAGCCGGUGGUAAUCAGCCGCAAUGACAAAGAGAAGGUUCUGAUAGAGGGCUCUAUCAACUCUGUGCGGGUCAGCAUUGCCGUCAAACAGGCGGAUGAGAUCGAGAAGAUCUUGUGCCACAAAUUCAUGCGGUUCAUGAUGAUGAGAGCGGAGAACUUCUUCAUCCUCCGAAGGAAACCUGUGGAGGGCUAUGACAUCAGUUUCCUCAUCACUAACUUCCACACGGAGCAGAUGUACAAGCAUAAGUUGGUGGACUUUGUCAUCCACUUCAUGGAGGAGAUUGACAAGGAGAUCAGUGAGAUGAAGCUGGCUGUCAACGCCCGUGCUCGAAUUGUCGCCGAGGAAUUCCUCAAAAAUUUUUGAGGAUCUGUCUCUGGAUUCGUUCUGCUCCCGACUUGGCCGACGCUGUGGUUCCCAUGGAAAGUGAGAGAGUGAGUGUGAGAGAGUGAGAAAGAGAGAGAGGCAUUGCAGACUUCUAAAGCUCCGCAGACAAAAAGGGAGGAACCUAUUGUGAGUUACGAAUCAAUCAGCAAACAGAACCACUGGAAAGAAUGACCAAUCCUGCAGUGCCGAAUGCAGUGUCCCCUUUGCCUUCCGUCUUCUGUUAAAGGUGCUUCUUGUUCCCAUUGAUAAUUUUAUAUUUAAAAAAAAUACAUUUUAUUAUCCCCAUUUUCUGUUGAGAGAGAAAAAAAACACAAGGUCAAGGCAGGUCCUUAAAAAGUAUUAUCCAAAAUGAAUAUUGAUGGGCACAGGAAAUACUCUUAACAUGUUGUUAAGUCUACAGUGGCUUGUAUUUUCUUUUCUUUUUUCUUUUUUUUUAAGUUUGUCUUUUAUAUACAUGUACUCCAAGUGUUUUUUUUUUUUUUCAUUUGUUGUUAUAUAAAAGAAAAAAAAGAAUCAAACUUCAAUGUUUGUGACAUCAAGAAAGGUAACUAAAUGAAAAGUUGUGAGUGUUUAUAUUUUGACACAGCCAGCCUCUGAUUAAAAAAAGUGAAAAGAAGUGACUGCAUAAGAUGUAAUACUGAUGGUAGCGAUAAAAACCAAUAAAAUUAUAUUGCGCUUUCUGUA